Messenger RNA from Phytomonas sp. Hart1, 1008 nucleotides. The record is from the annotation of a GenBank genome assembly. Lineage: Eukaryota; Euglenozoa; Kinetoplastea; Trypanosomatida; Trypanosomatidae.
AUGCUAAGCAAACGACUCACUAUGUGGAUCUGCUUUAUUUUUGUCCUUUAUUUUUCGAUAUUUUCAUCUGGGCAGGUAGUAAGCCCUAUGUUGAAGCCUUGGCAUGAUGUCAACGAUAAUUUCUACUCAGUAUCAUCCUGUAGGAAACAUUUAUAUUCUUUUGGAUGUCUUGAAGUGCCGGAAUGUGUAUGGUGUUGUGAUGCACCGUUUGGUUCACAGUGCAUAGAGAAGGAUGUCAUUUCGAACUCUUCCUCUGUUUGCUCUCCUGAUGCGCUGCUGUUAUUGCCAGGGAAGACGUGUAGUGAUCUUUGCUACGCCAGCGGCCCCAAGUGUACGUCGUGUGAAAAGAAGAAGUGGUGUUAUUUUUGUCUUUCUAGUAGUACCUGCCAAGCACCUGAGGAUUCUUGCAGUGAAAACGCUAUCGUUCAACAAUGCGACUCCGGGGAUCCAGAUUCCGAUCAAUUAGAUGAGGAACGAUUCUACGCGAUAGUGAUUAUUUGCAUAGCUGUAGGGUUGAUUCUGGUUUCCAUCCUUGGUAUUGCUUCGGCUCUUAUUUACCGCAAACUCAUGCAACGACGCCGGGAUAGGGGCAUCGCGGAGCAACAGCAGCGUCGUCGUUUGCAACGGACUAACGCCGCCAUAUUAGCACAAGAAGCGUCAGGUUACGGCGUUCAUUCGCUGAUGGAGGAGCGAGAACGUCUUUUGCCUAAUGACUCCGAAUUUCAUCAACGCCAGGCUUUUGAAGCAGGGGAGGAUAAUAUGAGCAACAACGCUUUAUCGUGUACCUCGAGCAUGUUAGGUGACGAGCCGGUCUGUUAUCUUUGCCUUAGCGCUCGCCCUUCGGUUACGUUCCUUCCUUGCUACCACACUUGUUGUUGUGAGGUUUGUAGCAAUCGUCUGAGGCCUGUUUCCAAUACUAUUGUAUGCCCAUUUUGCCGUGAGGAGAUCAAAAGCAUGGUGAGUUUGACUAACGUGUUAAAAUGGUGUACCAAAAGCGAAUCAGCUUAG